GAAACACACAGGAAUCAUGCCUCGGUCGGAAGCUCUUUCUCAUUCUCCCUCUAGGCGACACGUCAUAUCAGGUGGUACUCGCAGCCGUUCUCAAGCCCCCAUCAGACUCAAAGACAGCCAGUGGCAAAGACUGGGUGUCAAUCAAUCUCUCAUCCACUCUUUACUCCUGCGCGGCUUCAAAUCUCCCACUCCCAUCCAGAAGUCUACGCUUCCUCUCACACUCGCUUCGCCGCCAAGAGACGUUCUAGGCAUGGCUAGGACUGGAUCCGGAAAGACGUUGGCCUAUCUCAUUCCUCUUCUUCAACGAUUGUCUUCCUCUGCCGUCCCUGUCCCGUCCAUCAAGGCUCUCAUUCUAUGUCCAAGUCGAGAGCUCGCCGUUCAAAUACUCAAAGCUGGCAAAGAUCUGGCUCGGGGUCUUCGGAAAGAACCGCUCAAAAAUGAGCAACCUCUGAGAUGGGCUAUCAUCAUGGGCGGCGAAAGCUUGGACGACCAUUUCGAAGUGCUUUCUGGAAAGCCGGAUGUAGUAGUAGCUACGCCAGGGCGGAUGCUGCAUCUCAUUGUCGAGAUGUCGCUCGACCUCCGCACAUUAGAGAUGGUCAUUUACGACGAAGCCGAUCGGCUCUUUGAAAUGGGGUUCGAAAGUCAACUCCGCGAGAUCUUGCACCGGCUACCCUCGACUCGCCAAAGUCUCCUUUUUUCCGCCACUCUCCCUACCAAAGUUGCCGAGUUCGCCAAGGCCGGUCUGGUCAAUCCCAGCAUGAUUCGACUCGAUGCCGAGCAAACCAUCAGCGCAGAUCUACGACUACAUUUUGCCUAUGUGAAACCUGCCGAUAAAGACGCCGCGGUGCUGGCUUUGCUCGGAGUCCUGCUCGGGAAAUCCGGUCCAUCGAGUCCAGAGGGUUCCAGUCAGAUCAUCAUAUUCGUCGCAACCAAACAUCACGUAGAAUACCUGGUGUGUCUUCUCCGUGCAGCGGGCUACGAGUCGGCAUAUAUAUACGGAUCGCUCGAUCAGGUCGCUCGGAAAACCCAGAUCGACUCCUUCCGGGCCGGUCGCCAACAAAUCCUUGUUGUCACCGAUGUUGCGGCUAGGGGUUUAGAUAUUCCCAUGAUCGGCAAUGUAAUCAACUAUGACUUCCCUACCGGGGUGAGAGGAUUUGUGCACCGAGUUGGGAGGACAGCGCGAGCGGGACGCCGUGGGAUGGCGUGGUCACUGGUGACCACCGGUGAUAUAGCACAUCUCUUCGACCUGGACGAGGCCCUUUCGGUCAAAAUCUUCGAUGCUUCACCUCCACUGAUCGGGAGACUGCCACAACAAGUGCUCGAAACACACCGCGAGCGGAUUGCUGUCGGCCUAGCUGAGUCCGAUCGCUCUCUGGCAGCGUUACGUAUGGUAAAAGAUCGGGGACAAGCGAUGUUCGAACGCUCGAAAAGUCGAGCGUCCGCAGACGCUCAUCGUAUGAGCAAAUUGUGGAUCCGAAGCUCACAUGAUGGCUCCGACUUGGCGGUCCUACCCGUUUUCGUCACCUCCCACCCCGCUGUUGCGAACGAACGCUGUGACGAUUUACUACGUGCUAUCGAAACAUAUCGGCCCAGGACUUCAGUCGGAAAGUCUAGCAGUCGGGUGUCGAGCAAAGCUGUUGUCGCCGUCUCAAAACUCGAACGCGCCACGGUCGUGAGUGAGUAUCGUCAAGGAUCAGCCGACUUUGUACCUUUGGGCGCUCUCUCAAGAUCUUCAACAAACGAGAGAGUCUUUUUGACUGUUCCCUCUUCGCGAAGUUCUUAUCGGAACUCAGAAUUUUUUCUGCCGCAUGCACGAGAAGACGCCCAACACGAGAAGACAUAUUCUAUCAACGGUGCGGACUGUUUCUCGUCACAACUCCGCUCGGCCACAUUCAAUAUGUCUGCCGAUGAAGGUCCUCGACCCAGACUGCAGAAGGCUAGCCAGCUUCGAUGGGACCGCCGGAAGAAGAAGUUUGUGCAGGAGAGCAGCAUCGAUUCUACCAAUCAGAGGAUGGUUCGCAGUGAAAGUGGGGCUUUAUUACCGGCGUCAUUCAGCAGCGGCCGUUUCCGGGAUUGGUCCACAAGACGGCGCGUCACGAGUGCCGGUCGCGGGAGGCAGCAUUCGGAUCGUACCCAAGCUGAGCAUCAGAGUGUGAGACGAGAUGGAAAUGCCACACAUUGAAUUCUUCGAGGGCCAAAUAGAGCAAAGCUGAGUCAGAGCCACGUCAGUGAACAUCCUUGAACGCAUUGUACACACUGGUGAAGGGUAGGAUACAGGUAAGAGUCAGCGAUGUUGAGCCGAACGUAGAUGGCAGUCAGUGUGACAUGCAUAUACUAUAAAUAUUGGCGGUCCACGCCGAAAUCCCACCACGUCAUUCCUUCGAUAACACUCGACGUCCAAUGUCAAGCUGCUGACUCUACGGAAGCCUGAAAUCAGGCAAUCACGCAAACACCUGAGGGGUCGCCUCGGUUGCCGCCGCCCUCCUCGUUGACAGGCCCGAAGACGAUUAUGGUCUCCUCAUUGACAGGAGUAGGGGAACUGAUGGUGAAAGCGUCCAUUGUAUUGGCAGAGAGAUUGGUUGAUUGUGUGAAAGGUUGUUCGGUUGUAAAGAUGAUUCGUUUGGU
Messenger RNA from Tremella mesenterica DSM 1558, 2625 nucleotides. RefSeq lists its product as uncharacterized. Gene Ontology annotation, molecular function: RNA binding; RNA helicase activity; ATP binding. Lineage: Eukaryota; Fungi; Basidiomycota; Tremellomycetes; Tremellales; Tremellaceae. The transcript is spliced from 6 exons. The coding region runs from base 17 to 2182 and encodes 721 amino acids. Gene Ontology annotation, cellular component: nucleus. The record is from RefSeq and is a predicted model, not a curated record.